This is a messenger RNA of Aureobasidium musti, 465 nucleotides long. Lineage: Eukaryota; Fungi; Ascomycota; Dothideomycetes; Dothideales; Saccotheciaceae. The record is from the annotation of a GenBank genome assembly.
AUGCACGCAAUCUUGGAAGAAGCCUUGAACAUGUGGGGCGAUUUCCUUGCUGGCAGACUCGACACCGCUAUGGAUCAAGAUGCUCUGCAUGAUUAUCUAUCUCUGUCUGUUCGAGACCAUAUAGAGGCUUUGUACAAGAACAAUUCAGAGAAGCGUGGCUACAUGAAGUAUUGGAUGACAAGGGCUUUCGACGCUUUCUGGAGAUUCCCGACGGGACAGGAUACUGAUAUGUGGGCGUGGAUGGCUCUCAAUACUGGAAGUGUCAUGAUGCCGAGUUACAACUUUUUGCUACCUGAGCGUAGUGAGCUUGCCAGCGAUGGGGAAGAUGAAGGGGACGAGGACAUGGAAGAUGAGGUGGAUAAGGAAGUAGGGGAGGGGGAUAAAGAGAUGGAAGAAGAUGCGGAAGGUGAGGAAGAAGAUGCGGAAGGUGAGGAAGAUGACACCAUUGGAUAUCAGGGACGAUAG